AUGGCUGGCACUGUGGAAGAUGACAUUGGUGACAAUGGCUGUGUUCCAAUCAGUGAGUGCCCAUGUGAGCACGAUGGCACAAUAUACCAAUCAGGAGAGUCAUAUACACAAGCAUGUAAAACAUGUGUGUGUGCUGCUGGAUAUUGGAAUUGCAUGGAUCUGGAAUGUCCCGGAAUCUGCUCUAUUGUUGGAGGGUCUCACAUCACCACUUAUGAUGGAAAAAGCUUCACCUUCAGCGGCAACUGUGAAUACAUCCUCACUAAGCACUCUAAUGACAGUGAUAUUGCCGUUCUUGGAAAUUUGGUAAAGUGUGAUGAGGCCCAAACAGACACAUGUUUAAAGUCUGUUACACUUAUCAUCGCGGGGACCACUAUUCGUUUUUCAGACAGUGGAACUGUGACAGUGAAUGGAAAUAGUCAAUUUAGGCUUCCUAGCUUUACAGAUAAUAUGGUCAUCUUCCAGCCCUCAACCUCCUAUAUCAUUGCUGAUUUGAAGAGUCUUCGUCUAGAGAUCCAGUUGGCUCCAGUCAUGCAGUUGUAUAUUGUAGCCAGCACUAAGGAGAAAGACAAAAUGAGUGGUCUGUGUGGGAACUAUAAUGAUGUUCAAAGAGAUGACUUUAAAAUUGAAUCAGGCAUUACAGAAGGGACACCAACAACCUUUGUCAACUUUUGGAAAAGAAACCCAUAUAGCUGUCCUGAUCUUGACAACAUAUUUGCAAACCCUUGUAGCCUGAGCAUGAACACAGAGAAAAUUGCAAAAGAGUGGUGUUCCCGUCUCACAAACCCAAAUGGAACCUUUGCCCCAUGUCAUUCAGAAAUAUGUCCUGAGAUUUAUUAUGAAAGGUGCGUCUAUGACACCUGUAAGUGUGCAGAUAUUAAGAAGUGUAUGUGUGCGUCCCUGUCCACCUAUGCCCAUGCCUGUGCUGCCAGAGGAAUCAUUCUCCAGGACUGGAUGGAUUCAGACCCCUGCAUAACUGAUUGCUCAAACAACAUGAAGUACUCCUACAAUGUGACCAGUUGUGCCAGAACCUGCCGUUCUCUCAGCGGACAGGACUAUACCUGCCAAGUGUCCUUCACACCCGUAGAUGGCUGUGUCUGUCCUGAGGGCACAUACCUCAAUGAUGUGGACAAUUGUGUGCCCGCUGACCAGUGUCCUUGUUACUAUGACAGCCAGGUCUUAGAGCCAUCAAAGACAAUUUACAUUAAUGGUGUAAAAUGUAUCUGCAAUCUUGGCAAAUUAGACUGCUCCAGACAGGAAGACUGUGUGGCUCCAAAAGUCUUCAUCAACUGCUCAAAUUAUGAACUUGAAAAAAAAGGGACAGAGUGUCAGAGGACAUGUCAGAACCAAGACCCAAACAAUUGUGUGAGCACAGGCUGUGUAUCAGGGUGUAUGUGCCCAGAUGACCUUCUGGCCACAAAUAAAAGCAUGUGUGUGCGAAAGGAAAACUGUCCCUGUGUCCACAAUGGAUUAACCUAUGAACCUGGGGACCAAGUUCAAGAGGAUUGCAACAACUGCACAUGCAUAAAUGGGAUGUGGACUUGUACAGAUGAGGAGUGUUAUGGCACCUGUACCAUCUACGGUGAAGGUCAUUUCAAGACUUUUGAUGGCAAAGCAUAUUCAUUCCAUGGAGACUGUGAACACAUCUUAGCGCACGAUUACUGCAAUGUGGACCAGAGUCCAUAUUCUUUCCGCCUUGUUGCAGAGAACAUUCCCUGUGGCAUCACCAACACAAUUUGCUCCAAAUCCAUCAAUCUCUCCUUUGGGAGUAACAAGGUGAUUUUAUCUGAAGAGGAUGGGGUCAAAGUUGUUAUAAGUAACGACACUGAGUACCAAUAUCAAAUCCAUUCUGCAGGGAUCUACAUUGUCAUAGAGAUCAGAAACCUUUUAAACUUGAUCUGGGACAAUAAAACAAGCAUAAUGCUCCAACUCCAUCCCAAAUUAAAGGGUAAGGUGUGUGGACUGUGUGGGAACUUUGAUGGUAAUGCAAAUAAUGACUUUAUAAAGCAUGAUGGAGAAGAGGUGACGGAUGCAUAUGUAUUUGGGAGUAGCUGGAAUGUGAACCCCAGCUGUCCAGAUGUGGACAGCUUGAUUAACCCUUGUGAAAGUAAUCCACAUCGGAGUGCUUGGGCUAUCAAACAAUGCAACAUCAUCACAAGCAAUUUCUUUCUGGAUUGCCAUCACCAUGUGGACCCUUUCCCAUAUUACGAUGCCUGUUUAAGGGACACCUGUGCAUGUGAUACAGGGGGUGACUGCGAGUGUUUAUGUACCGCUGUGGCAGCUUAUGCUGCUGAAUGCCGAAAAAAAGGAUCUUGCAUAAAAUGGCGGAGUCCUAGAAUUUGCCCUAUGUUCUGUGAAUACUAUGACAACCCUGAAGAUGACUGUACCUGGCACUAUAAAACCUGUGGAUCACCCUGCAUGAAAACCUGCAGAAACCCAUCAGGGAACUGCUCCAGUCAAAUUCCUCUCCUCGAGGGAUGUUUUCAUAAGUGCCCUCCAGAGAGGCCAUUAUUGAAAGAGGACACCAGGAAAUGUGUUACAGAGGCAGAGUGUGUUCCUGAAGAUAUAUGUUUCUAUGAUGGGAAAACAUUUAAAAUGGGAGAAUUAGUGUACUACACCUCAGAUGGGGAAGGCACAUGUUUUACUGCUGUGUGUGGGUCAAAUUCUGAAAUAAUAAGAGAGAUUUCUAUAUGCAUCACAACAGUUACACCUUUCAAUUUCACAACUCAAACUGAAACUUCCAUAGAAAUAACCGAGACAGAAACAUCUUCAACAACUACUAUUGCUGUUCCACCAACAACAUCAGGAACAGAAACACCAUCAACAGAAACACCAUCAACAAAUACUAUAACUACAGGAACACCAAUUCCUUCAUCAGCAUUAACUUCUACUAGCACUGCUACAACACCGUUUACAACAACACCAACACCUACUGUGACAGAAACAUCUUCAACAACUACUAUUGUUGUUCCACCAACACCAGCAGGAACAGAAACACCAUCAACAGAAAUACCAUCAAUUACAACUGGAACACCAAUUCCUUCAUCAACCCACUGCUACAACACCGUUUACAAUAACACCAACACCUACUGUGACAGAACCAUCUUCAACAACUACUAUUAUUGUUCCACCAACACUGCCAGGAACAGAAACACCAUCAACAAAUACUAUGACUACUGGAACACCAAUUCCUUCAUCAGCAUUAACUUCUACAAGCACUGCUACAACACCAUUUACAAUAACACCAACACCUACUGUGACAGAAACAUCUUCAACAACUACUAUUGUUGUUCCACCAACAACUUCAGGAACAGAAACACCAUUAACAGAAACACCAUCAACAAAUACUCACUGCUACAACACCUUUACAACAACACCAACACCUACUGUGAAAGAAACAUCUUCAACAACUACUAUUGUUGUUCCACCAACACCAUCAGGAACAGAAACACCAUCAACAGAAACACCAUCAACAAAUACUAUGACUACUGGAACACCAAUUCCAUCAUCAACAUUAACUUCUACAAACACUGUAACAACACCGUUUAUAAUAACACCAACACCUACUGUGACAGAAACAUCUUCAACAACUACUAUUAUUGUUCCACCAAUAUCGACUGGAACAGAAACGCCAUCAACAGAAACACCAUCAACAAAUACUAUGACUACUGGAACACCAAUUCAUUCAUCAACAUUAACUUCUACAAACACUGUUACAACACCGUUUAUAAUAACACCAACACCUACUGUGACAGAAACAUCUUCAACAACUACUAUUAUUGUUCCACCAAUAUCGACUGGAACAGAAACGCCAUCAACAGAAACACCAUCAACAAAUACUAUGACUACUGGAACACCAAUUCCUUCAUCAGCAUUAACUUCUACAAACACUGUUACAACACCCACUGCUACAACACCUUUUACAACAACACCAACACCUACUGUGAAAGAAACAUCUUCAACAACUACUAUUGUUGUUCCACCAACACCAUCAGGAACAGAAACACCAUCAACAGAAACACCAUCAACAAAUACUAUGACUACUGGAACACCAAUUCCAUCAUCAACAUUAACUUCUACAAACACUGUAACAACACCGUUUAUAAUAACACCAACACCUACUGUGACAGAAACAUCUUCAACAACUACUAUUAUUGUUCCACCAAUAUCGACUGGAACAGAAACGCCAUCAACAGAAACACCAUCAACAAAUACUAUGACUACUGGAACACCAAUUCCUUCAUCAACAUUAACUUCUACAAACACUGUUACAACACCGUUUACAAUAACACCAACACCUACUGUGACAGAAACAUCUUCAACAACUACUAUUGUUGUUCCACCAAUAUCGACUGGAACAGAAACGCCAUCAACAGAAACACCAUCAACAAAUACUAUGACUACUGGAACACCAAUUCCUUCAUCAGCAUUAACUUCUACAAACACUGUUACAACACCCACUGCUACAACACCUUUUACAACAACACCAACACCUACUGUGAAAGAAACAUCUUCAACAACUACUAUUGUUGUUCCACCAACACCAUCAGGAACCGAAACACCAUCAACAGAAACACCAUCAACAAAUACUAUGACUACUGGAACACCAAUUCCAUCAUCAACAUUAACUUCUACAAACACUGUAACAACACCGUUUAUAAUAACACCAACACCUACUGUGACAGAAACAUCUUCAACAACUACUAUUAUUGUUCCACCAAUAUCGACUGGAACAGAAACGCCAUCAACAGAAACACCAUCAACAAAUACUAUGACUACUGGAACACCAAUUCAUUCAUCAACAUUAACUUCUACAAACACUGUUACAACACCCACUGCUACAACACCUUUUACAACUACACCAACACCUACUGUGACAGAAACAUCUUCAACAACUACUAUUUUUGUUCCACCAACACCAUCAGGAACAGAAACACCAUCAACAAAUACUAUAACUACUGGAACACCAAUUCCAUCAUCAACAUUAACUUCUACAAACACUGUAACAACACUGUUUAUAAUAACACCAACACCUACUUUGACAGAAACAUCUUCAACAACUACUAUUAUUGUUCCACCAAUAUCGACUGGAACAGAAACGCCAUCAACAGAAACACCAUCAACAAAUACUAUGACUACUGGAACACCAAUUCCUUCAUCAACAUUAACAUCUACAAAAACUGUUACAACACCCACUGCUACAACAUUGUUUACAAUAACACCAACACAUACUGUGACAGAAACAUCUUCAACAACUACUAUUAUUGUUCCACCAAUAUCGACUGGAACAGAAACACCAUCAACAGAAUCACCAUCAACAAAUACUAUGACUACUGGAACACCAAUUCCAUCAUCAACAUUAACUUCUACAAACACUGCUACAACACCGUUUUCAGUAACACCAACACCUACUGUGACAGAAACAUCUUCAACAACUACUAUUAUUGUUCCACCAAUAUCGACUGGAACAGAAACACCAUCAACAGAAACACCAUCAACAAAUACUAUGACUACUGGAACACCAAUUCCUUCAUCAACCGAACAGAAACACCAUCAACAGAAAUACCAUCAAUUACUACUGGAACACCAAUUCCUUCAUCAACCGUAACUUCUACUAGCACUGCUACAACAUCUUUUACAACUACACCAACACCUACUGUGACAGAAACAUCUUCAACAACUACUAUUAUUGUUCCAACAAUAUCGAGUGGAACAGAAACGCCAUCAACAGAAACACCAUCAACAAAUACUAUGACUACUGGAACAUCAAUUCCUUCAUCAACAUUAACUUCUACUAGCACUGCUACAACACCGUUUACAAUAACACCAACACCUACUGUGACAGAAACAUCUUCAACAACUACUAUUGUUGUUCCACCAACACCAGCAGGAACAGAAACACCAUCAACAGAAAUACCAUCAAUUACUACUGGAACACCAAUUCCUUCAUCAACCGUAACUUCUACUAGCACUGCUACAACACCUUUUACAACUACACCAACACCUACUGUGACAGAAACAUCUUCAAUAACUACUAUUAUUGUUCCAUCAACACCAUCAGGAUCAGAAACACCAUCAACGGAAUCACCAUCAACAAAUACUAUGACUACUGGAACACCAAUUCCUUCAUCAACAUUAACUUCUACUAGCACUGCUACAACACCGUUUACAAUAACACCAACACCUACUUUGACAGAAACAUCUUCAACAACUACUGUUGUUGUUCCACCAACACCAUCAGGAACAGAAACACCAUCAACAGAAUCACCAUCAACAAAUACUAUGACUACUGGAACACCAAUUCCAUCAUCAACAUUAACUUCUACAAACACUGUUACAACACCGUUUAUAAUAACACCAACACCUACUGUGACAGAAACAUCUUCAACAACUACUAUUAUUGCUCCACCAAUAUCGAGUGGAACAGAAACGCCAUCAACAGAAACACCAUCAACAAAUACUAUGACUACUGGAACAUCAAUUCCUUCAUCAACAUUAACUUCUACUAGCACUGCUACAACACCGUUUACAAUAACACCAACACCUACUGUGACAGAAACAUCUUCAACAACUACUAUUGUUGUUCCACCAACACCAGCAGGAACAGAAACACCAUCAACAGAAAUACCAUCAAUUACUACUGGAACACCAAUUCCUUCAUCAACCGUAACUUCUACUAGCACUGCUACAACACCUUUUACAACUACACCAACACCUACUGUGACAGAAACAUCUUCAACAACUACUAUUAUUGUUCCAACAAUAUCGAGUGGAACAGAAACGCCAUCAACAGAAACACCAUCAACAAAUACUAUGACUACUGGAACAUCAAUUCCUUCAUCAACAUUAACUUCUACUAGCACUGCUACAACACCGUUUACAAUAACACCAACACCUACUGUUACAGAAACAUCUUCAACAACUACUAUUGUUGUUCCACCAACACCAGCAGGAACAGAAACACCAUCAAUUACUACUGGAACAUCAAUUCCUUCAUCAACCGUAACUUCUACUAGCACUGCUACAACACCGUUUACAAUAACACCAACACCUACUUUGACAGAAACAUCUUCAACAACUACUAUUGUUGUUCCACCAACACCAGCAGGAACAGAAACACCAUCAAUUACUACUGGAACAUCAAUUCCUUCAUCAACCGUAACUUCUACUAGCACUGCUACAACACCUUUUACAACUACACCAACACCUACUGUGACAGAAACAUCUUCAAUAACUACUAUUAUUGUUCCAUCAACACCAUCAGGAUCAGAAACACCAUCAACAGAAACACCAUCAACAAAUACUAUGACUACUGGAACACCAAUUCCAUCUUCAACAUUAACUUCUACAAACACUGUUACAACACCGUUUAUAAUAACACCAACACCUACUGUGACAGAAACAUCUUCAACAACUACUAUUAUUUUUCCACCAAUAUCGACUGGAACAGAAACGCCAUCAACAGAAACACCAUCAACAAUUACUAUGACUACUGGAACACCAAUUCCUUCAUCAACAUUAACUUCUACUAGCACUGCUACAACACCGUUUACAAUAACACCAACACCUACUGUGACAGAAACAUCUUCAACAACUACUAUUGUUGUUCCACCAACACCAGCAGGAACAGAAACACCAUCAACAGAAAUACCAUCAAUUACUACUGGAACACCAAUUCCUUCAUCAACCAUAACUUCUACUAGCACUGCUACAACACCUUUUACAACUACACCAACACCUACUGUGACAGAAACAUCUUCAACAACUACUAUUGUUGUUCCACCAACACCAGCAGGAACAGAAACACCAUCAACAGAAACACCAUCAACAAAUACUAUGACUACUGGAACACCAAUUCCUUCAUCAACCGUAACUUCUACUAGCACUGCUACAACACCUUUCACAACUACACCAACACCUACUGUGACAGAAACAUCUUCAACAACUACUAUUAUUGUUCCACCUAUAUCGACUGGAACAGAAACUUCAUCAACAGAAACACUAUCAACAAAUACUAUGACUUCUGGAACACCAAUUCCUUCAUCAACCAUAACUUCUACUACCACUGCUUCAACACCGUUCACAAUAACGCCAACAUCUACUGUGACAGAAUCAUCAACAACUACUAUUAUUGUUCCACCAACACCGCCAGGAACAGAAACUCCAUUAACAACAUCUACAACUCCUCCUUUGUCUUCUACAGAAUUCAUUGUUUUUACAGAAUCAAAUACUGCAAGCACCCAUACGCCAUCACCUCAAUUAAACUGUUCAUGCACAUUUGCAAAUCAAACAUUCUCACCAGGGUCUAUUAUCUACAACAAAACUGAUAAGGCAGAUUGGUGUUACUUUGCUUACUGCAACUCCACUUGUUUUAGUGAAAUAACAAAGAAACCAUGUAUUGAAACAACACCCUCUACAGUUUCAAAGGAUUGUACCAAUGUCAACCAAAAGAAUGGAGACUCUUGGACUGAAGGAUGCAGCACCAAAAAGUGCAUAAAUGGGCAAGUCACCUCAAGCCCUGUACAGUGUGACUCAAAUGAUGCUUUGAUACCUGAAUGUGUCAACGGAUUUAAACCUGAGAAGGUUUCUUAUAAUAAUGGCUGCUGCUCAAAGUAUGAGUGUACAAUGUGCAAUAUUGAGUUGUGUCUUAAGAAGAGAUGUGAUGUGGGAUAUGAGUUUGCAGCAAAUACAACUGAAGACAGUUGUUGCCCACCAUGUGUGCCCAAAGACGUCUGUGUUUACAAUAACACUGAGUACAAGCCUGGGAAUAUCCCCACAGAGCCUUGUGUGAAAUGUAACUGUGAAAUGGAUAUAGACCCGCAGACUAAACUACAUGUUGUGAAAUGUGUUCAUACAGUCUGCAACCCUUGCCCUGAGGGAUUUGAAAAUGUGAAAGAAGAAGGAGAGUGCUGUGGAACAUGUAAGCCAACAGCCUGUAUUUAUGAAUCAUCAGACAAAACCAGACAUAUACUAAAGGUUGGAGAAGUGCACAAGGACAAAUGUGAGAAUAUUACCUGCCAUGAAAUUAACGGCUGGAUUACGACAGAGAAGACCAUAACAAAGUGCCCUGACUUUAAGCAAGAUGACUGUGUACCUGGGACUGAGAAAUAUGAUGAAGAUGGAUGUUGCCAGAUCUGUAAGCCAAAGGAUUCAUGCAUUCGUGUGAACUACACCACCUAUGUACAUGCAAACAACUGCACAUCCAUCACCCCUAUAGAAGUGACAUCCUGCAGUGGCCACUGUGACACCCAAUCGAUGUGAGAUCAUGAACACACCUAUUUGACCACAAACAAUUGAAUUCUCAGAUUAACUGGUUUAAAAAAAUAAAUAAUCACAUUUCACAACAACAUAUACACAUAUUUGUCCUCACUAAAAGCAAAAUACGUCACUAAUCACUAAUUUCUGGUUAAAGUCAACAUGAAAUCAUAAUUGACAAAAUGUACUUCUUUAAUGCACAUUCCUGAUCUUAUCGUGCAUGAGUGCAUGUUAUGAAGAAACAAAAUGUUAAUCUUUUAUCAAAAAGUUAUAAUUUACUCUGCCUCUGAAAUGCCUUUUUUAACUUACUGGAAAAUAAACACACUGAGCACUUUAUGAGGGACACAUGUACACCUAUAUAUUCAUGCGGUUAUUUAAUUAGCUAAUCAUGUGGCAGCAGUGCAGUGCAUAAAAUCAUGCAGAUACAAGUCAGGAGCUUCAGUUAAUGUUCACAUCAACCAUCAGGAUGGGGAAAAAAUGUGAUCUCAGUGAUUUGAACCGUGGCAUAAUUGUUGUUGCCAGACAGGCUGGUUUGAUUAUUUCUGUACUGCUGAUCUCCUGGGAUUUUUUUACGCACAACAGUCUCUAGGGUUUACUCAGAAUGGAGCGAAAAACUAAAAACAUCCAUUGAGCGGCAGUUCUACAGAUAGAGAUCAACUGAGAAUUGCCAGCAGUCAUAUCACCCUGUAGCUCAAGACUGGUUUCCUGCUGAAGCUAAGCAGGUUUGAGCUUGGUCAGUACCUGGAUGGGAGGCCUCUUUGGAAAACUAAGGUUGCUGAAGAGGUUUUAGGGAGGCCAGCUGGGGGUGCUCAACCUGUGGUCUGUGUGGUCCCAAUGCCCCAGUAUAGUGACAGGGACUCAAUACUGUAAAACUGCACUGUCCUUUGGAUGAGAUGUUAAAACUGAGGUCCUGACUCUCUGUGGUCAUUAAAAAUCAUAGAGCACUUUUUGAAAGGAGUUGGGGUGUAACCCGUGUCCUGGCUAAAUUCCCCCCAUUGGCCCUUCUCAAUCAUGGCCUCCUUAUAAUCCCCAUUCACUAAUUGGAUCUAUCACUCCACUCUACUCUCUUCCCUCCACCAAUAGCUGGUGUGUGGUGAGCAUACUGGUGCACAAUGUCUGCUGUUGCAUCAUCCAGGUGGAUGCUGCACACUGGUGGUGGUUGAGGAGAGUCCCCUGUUCAGGUGCACAUUCCUGAUCUUAUCGUGCUUUGAGUGUAGUGUCAGAAAAGUGCUAUAUAAAUGUAACAUUCAUUUAAACUCCAUUACAAACUCGGCCAGUCUCUGUCAAACAGGUGCUUGUAACUGUGGCAGAACUUCCAUUCCUACAGCUGCCAUUUAGCAUUUAGAUUUGUCCCAUUCAUAAGAAUACGAGCAACUCUUCUCAUCCUAAGAUGUCUCUGUUAUCCAGACCAGUAGCUUA
Messenger RNA from Xyrauchen texanus (razorback sucker), 10671 nucleotides. Its product is annotated as mucin-2-like. NCBI's taxonomy places the organism in Eukaryota, Metazoa, Chordata, Actinopteri, Cypriniformes, Catostomidae. The record is from RefSeq and is a predicted model, not a curated record. Bases 1 to 9258 code for a protein of 3085 amino acids. The transcript is spliced from 37 exons. Gene Ontology annotation, molecular function: hormone activity. Gene Ontology annotation, cellular component: extracellular matrix; extracellular region.